AUGCCUUCAAGUCGGUGUGUGGUACAAGCAUGCAGCAAUAAUUCGCCGCAAAACCAAGUCUUGUGCGCGAAAUGGAAAAAGUUCGUAAGAACACACAGGAAGAACUUCGAUCCCAGUGAUCGGUUUGUCAUUUGCUCUGAUCAUUUCGAAGAUUCGUGUUUUACACGAACGGUCCAUGUGGAAGGCUCUAUGCGAAAGCUUAUUCCAGGCUCAAUACCGACAAUAUGGAAACGUGGCGGAGAACGUGCGGAGCCAUCUACGCGUCCAAAUUCUAGGAGAGAUCAUAGGAUGGUUUUGAAAGACAUAUUAUCAGCAAGAUACGAGGCGAUCCCGCAGAAUGACGCGGCAAAUAUUCAGAUGUCAAGUAUUUCUGAAGAUCUACAGUCAGAGGAAGCUUCUUCAACUUCGAAACGUACCGACAGCCAAGAUGAAGUGGACGAAAUGGCGGGAAGUCAAGGUGACUKGGCUGAUAAAAGCUUAGACAAUAUAGACGACAGUUUGCAGCAACAAACUAAGCAGUCUGUUCCUGAAGUUGGUCUCUCUACUGCAAAUUUCCAGAUUGGAACACGAGUUACUCCAAGUUGCACUACCUGUACGAACUUAUCUGAAGAUAAUAGAAGUCUGAAGAAAAAGAUUAACACUCUUCAAACGAAAAUAAAAAGGCUACAAGAACGCGUGCAAUCAAAAGAAGUGCUAUUUCAAAAAAUUACUCCUAAACCGAUGACAUCGAAAGGUAUGCAAACAGRUUUUGAAGAGGAAUCCCAACCUGUGGAUUGUCCAAUGGAGGARAURGCAUCURAUUGUGAAGAAGAUGAUCCACUGUGGGASCCAGCUGAUGAAAGUGCCAGUCCCUCAAGGCCAUCAACAUCAUCAGGACCUAGCCAYGAUGAAAAUGAAGAGCAAUAUAGACAACAUCAAAAUGAUGAUGUAGCAGGAAAUCAUAACCCAAAGUUGGACUUUGACGAUAAAAACAUAAGAGAAGAACCAAAAGGCAUUGUUUUUUUAUCCAAACUUCUGCUGCUUUUCCAAUUUUGCACUAAGUGCUUUGCUCCUGAACCUAAAGUAGCAGUUUCACAAAUUGGAACAAUGUUAAGUAUUGAGAGCAGGUGCCAGAAAUGCCAACACAUCUUCAACUGGAAGAGCCAACCAACUCUUUUAAAAUUUCCAGCUGGAAAUAUCCUAUUAAGCUUUGCUAUGCUUUGUGCUGGGGCAUCAGUAAGAAAAGUUCUUUCAGUGUUUCGACACAUGAACUUACUGGUUUAUCAUGAAGCUACUUAUUAUUACCACCAACGACACAUGCUCAUCCYGUCCAUUGUAAAGUUYUGGCGUGGGUGGCAGACAAAAAUGCUUAGCUCUCUUGAAGGUAAAGAAGUGGUACUAGCAGGAGACGGCCGCCAUGACAGCAUGRGGCACUCAGCUAAAUUUGGUACAUAUACAAUUUACUGCUGCACUGUUGGAUACAUAAUACACCUAGUUUUAGUUCAGGCUAAUGAUGCAGGAAGUAGCACUGCUAUGGAGUUUCUGGGCCAUCAAAGGGCRUUUGAGUUUCUACUGACAACAGGAAUGAUCAUAACUACUUUUGUAUCUGACCGUCAUGCCUCAAUUGCAAAGUGGAUGAGAGAGGUUUUGCCAAAGAAAUGCAAGCAACUAGGAAAACCUGUUGUCAACCAUUUUUUUKAUCUCUGGCACCUUGGMAAAAAAAUCCAGAAAAUUCUWACUAAACUAGCAAAAGAGAAGGGCUGUGAAAUAAUUGGCCGAUGGAGAAAAGCAUGCGUCCGCCAUUUCUAUUGGUCUGUAAUGUCUACCCAGUCUAUUCUAGGUGAUGUUAAAGUGGCAAAGUUUCACUCUUAUCUGUCCCAUAUACUAAAUAUCCAUUYUAAACUUCCAAACAAACUAUUMAAUGCUUGCAAACAUGGAGCAAUCACCAAACCUAAGGUUUGGAUGACCAAAGGGUCCGAGGCAUAUGGCAAAAUGUAUGAUGCAUUGACAAAUACCAAGCUUACCAAUGCAAUCAAGAAAGCAUCUUCAGUGGGCCARACAAGUUGUCUGGAGGGSUAUCAUUCAGUAAUAAACCAGUUUGCACCUAAAAUGCUGUCUUACUCAUACAUUGGCAUGCUUGGACGGUACAUAUAA
Messenger RNA from Exaiptasia diaphana, 2133 nucleotides. RefSeq lists its product as uncharacterized. The transcript has 9 exons. The record is from RefSeq and is a predicted model, not a curated record. Bases 1 to 2133 code for a protein of 710 amino acids. Lineage: Eukaryota; Metazoa; Cnidaria; Anthozoa; Actiniaria; Aiptasiidae.